Eublepharis macularius is the source of this 3083-nucleotide messenger RNA. RefSeq names its product transmembrane protein 135 (gene TMEM135). Lineage: Eukaryota; Metazoa; Chordata; Lepidosauria; Squamata; Eublepharidae. Bases 111 to 1493 code for a protein of 460 amino acids. The transcript is spliced from 15 exons. The record is from RefSeq and is a predicted model, not a curated record.
GCGCACGCCUGCUUGGCGCGCGCCCGCACGGUGCCUCCCUUCUCGCUCUCUCUCUCUCUCUCUCUCCGCGGCGCGUCCUCAGCCUCUUCGCCGACCCCCCCCGGGCCAAGAUGGCGGCGCUGAGCAAGUCCAUCCCCCACACCUGCUACGAGAUCGGGCACACCUGGCACCCCCACUGCGGGCGGGCCUUCCUCCACAUCACCCAGGGGGCGCUGGGGGAGUCGCUCCGCAUCUACGGGACCCUUUACCUGAUUGCUGCAAUUCUCCGGAAGCGAAAAAUCGACUAUUAUUUGCACAAACUGCUCCCGGAGAUCCUGCAAUCAACAUCCUUUCUGACGGCAAAUGGAAGUCUGUACAUUGCAUUCUUCUGCAUUUUAAGGAGGAUCCUUGGAAAAUUCUAUUUUUGGACUCCUGGGUUUGGUGCUGCUUUACCGGCGUCUUAUGUGGCCAUUCUUAUUGAAAGGAAGAGCAGGAGAGGGCUGCUUACAAUUUACAUGGCUAAUUUGGCCACAGAAACACUAUUUCGCAUGGGGGUGUCGAGAGGAACAAUUACUCCUUUAAGACAUGGAGAAGUCCUUUUGUUCUGCAUCACAGCUGCUCUGUUUAUGUUCUUUUUCAGGUGCAAAGAUGGCUUGAAAGGAUUUACAUUCUCGGCGCUGAAAUUCAUUGUAGGAAAAGAAGAAAUUCCUACACAUUCAUUUGCACCAGAAGCUACGUUUCUAAGAAGAGAGAAAAAAGGAAAAUACCAUGAAGAAGUAACACAGAGAAUGAACAUAAUUGCUGUAACAAAGAAACUAGUGGACAAAGUAUGUAAGCAUGGGCCGAGGCACAGAUGUUGCAAGCACUACGAAGAUAAUUGCAUCUCCUAUUGCAUUAAAGGCUUCAUUAGGAUGUUUAGCGUCGGUUACUUGAUCCAGUGUUGCCUUCGAAUCCCGUCAGCAUUCCGGCAUCUGUUUACAAAACCUUCCCGGCUGCUCUCGCUCUUCUACAACAAAGAAAAUUUCCAGCUUGGGGCUUUUCUGGGGUCAUUUGUCAGUAUAUACAAAGGUACAAGCUGCUUCUUGCGCUGGGUACGGAACUUGGAUGAUGAACUACAUGCACUUAUCGCUGGGUCCUUGGCAGGAGUUUCGAUGAUGUUUUACAAGAGUACUACCAUCUCCAUGUACCUCGCUUCCAAACUAGUGGAGGCCAUGUAUUUCAAAGGCAUUGAAGCUGGAAAGGUUCCCUAUUUCCCUCAUGCAGACAGUGUCAUCUAUGCUGUAUCCACGGCGAUCUGCUUCCAAGCUGCUGUGAUGGAAGUUCAGAACCUGAGACCCUCAUACUGGAAAUUCCUAUUACGGUUAACAAAGGGCAGGUUUGCCGUGAUGAAUAGAAAAGUUUUAGAUGCGUUCGGUACUGAAGCUUCUAUGCAUUUCAAGGAUUUCGUACCUAAACUUGACCCAAGAUAUACUAUUGAGCCUCCAGAGCUACCGGUUGAACGGUCUUGGAAGUGAUACAUUACCCGGUGAAUAAGCCUGACCUGAACCGUUCAAUUAAUUGUAAUGGUCAAGUGUACGGAAGAAGGCUUGUGUUUUGCUUCAGUAUUGUUUCACUGAGUUGUUUCUUACCGAUCAAAACAUACCGAAGCUGUAGCAAGGCAUGAGCUUUAGUUCUGCCCCUCCCUUAGUAGGAAAACAACACUGGAUCACUGUGAUUGAUUGACAAGCUAGUAGAUUUUUGAAAGAAUUAUGUAUCGUUGAAUUAAUAUAUCAAAAAAGAAAAGGAGUACCUGAGUGUGCUUAAAAUCAAAAUAACACUUUUUCCAGAACAAUUCAUUUUAAUCCAUUCCAGUAGGUAACUUAAAAAAAAAAUAAGAAUAUUUUUGCAUUUAGAAAAUUAAAAGGGACGUUGAAUAUAUAUAUAUAUAAUUGGUUAUUGCUAUGAAUUUUAUUUUAAAAAUCAAAUAGUAGUGGGGAAAGGUUUUUUUUCUAAGUUCCAGAUAGUAUUGUUGAGGGCAGUAGGGAGAAUGUCGUUUAUGUUUUUAUCCAGUUGCUGUAAAAUGUUUAAAGAGCCAACACCUAGUAUUCUGUUUAUGACUGCACUGUUUAUGUCUGGAAUGGGCUUUGGCAAACUGCCUGCCAAGAGCAACUACUUUUCUCCUAAAUCCAGUUUCUCACCUGGAAUUCCACUAAAAUGGAAGAAACGCUGAAACCUGAAACCUUGGUAACAAAAGUUUUGAAACAUUGGCAUGGACACCUGCAAAAAACAAGAUCACCCUAGGAGGGAAUAUAGCAUUUCAUAAGACGAAGGAAGUCUCAAAAAUACUGGAUCAUUUUAAGUGCAAAAAAAUGUACAUACAAAGGACUUGAGAAAAGGAAUGUGCCCUUGAAUAUGGAACUGACUGGAUUUGGUACGCCGGUAUCUGGCGGCCUUCAAAAGGAAUCAAAGCCCCGCAGUCCAACAGGUGAAGCAAAACAGAUUGAUUAGUUAACAGCACUGACGCUCUUUACUUCUGUCAAUAUUGUCCCUCGUUGAAUUGUUUUUGAAAUUGCAUAGCAGAUACACAGCAGCCAUAUGUAUAGACCAAGAGGGCAAAGAGACCUUCUGCUCAAAACCCAUUUUUCUGUGUCUCUGCUGGGUCCCAAUGACAGCUGGAUGUUCUAAUACCCUUUGAACAACGGGCUCAGUUACAGCCGUGCACAAACUGCAAAAAGAGACUUUGCAAGGUUUUUUUGCUUGUCUGUUUACGGGAGAAGAAAUUUGAUUUUAAGUUUGGAUCCAUCCAUUAUGCCAAAAAAAUAAAUAAAUCCUCCUUCUGAAAUGUCUGUGAUUGAAAAUAUCAGAAAGACUGGGUACAUUGUUCAGAUUCUGAUUUAAUUGCUGUAAGUUAUUUUUUCCAAUUAUGUGUGUAUAUAGAUAGAUUAUAUAUAUAAUAUAUAUCUAUAUAACGGAAUCUUUUUCCGGACACUGUAACAAUGAAGUUUAUAUUGAAGCAGCAGCGGUAGCAUAAUGCUUUUAUUAGGACCAAUGAAAAAGUCGGGGAGUUGUGAGCAGCUGAUUUGUGAGGGUUUUUUACUAGUCCCAAUAAAGGUACCGUGAUGCUG